This is a messenger RNA of Phaedon cochleariae (mustard beetle), 1371 nucleotides long. The record is from the annotation of a GenBank genome assembly. Lineage: Eukaryota; Metazoa; Arthropoda; Insecta; Coleoptera; Chrysomelidae.
CAAGUUGUCACGUGUUAUUUUAUUUGUUUAUUUUUCUGACUGGUGAUCAAUCAACCAUCAUCAACAAUUCACUCAUCAUUAGUAGGUGUACAGAUGAUUUUAGUGUAUUUUCAUUCUCUUUUCUCAAGCUACAAGCUUCAAGAUCACAAUAUUUUUGGAAAAUUUUGAUCAUUUGAGUUUGGUUUCAAUCACUGGAUAAACAUUUCCAAUAUGGAAGAUAUUUUCGACAAAUCUGAUAACAAUAUCAGGGGGCAAUUCAGCUAUGAUCUCAAUAGUACAAACUCUGACGAUGAUCAUAUUAUUAUGGAUGAUGAUGAGGAUUCUAGAGAGGCAGGCCUAGCCAUAGAAGAAAAUAUACAUAAGGAUGAACACAUGAGUUCAGAAGCUCACUACCCAUGUGAAACAGUGGAAAUAAAACAAGAAGAUAUUUUAGAUUUAGGUACUGAUGAUAUAAUUUUACCACAAGCUUCUCAAUCAAAUUAUAUUCAUCCACCCAAACCAAGAAGAGAAGUCAAAUCUCGAAAAGAGUUAGAAGAGGAAGAAAGAGAAAAAAUGCAGGUAUUAGUUUCUAAUUUUACUGAAAAUCAGUUGGACCAAUAUGAAAUGUACAGGAGAUCAGCUUUUCCAAAAGCAGCAAUAAAAAGGCUCAUGCAGACUAUCACUGGAUGUUCUGUAUCACAAAAUGUUGUGAUUGCAAUGGCAGGCAUUGCCAAAGUAUUUGUUGGGGAAGUUGUAGAGGAAGGGCUUGAUGUAAUGGAGGAAAUAGGAGAUACAGGGCCAAUACAACCAAAACAUUUGAGAGAAGCUGUCAGAAGAAUGAGAAGCAAUGGAGGUAUUCCCAGUGGAAGAGAUUACAGGACACAUUACAGGCUUUGAAUCUGGAAUCAGAUGGUGACAAAUGAAUUGUGACCUUUUUGAAAAUUGUCAUUGUUUUAUGUGAAUGUGAAAUAUCUUCACUGAAAAAUUGAAUACCUAUUUAUAUUUUAUGAGUACAACCAACCUUCUCUUUCAGAGAUAUAUUGAAGACACUAGUUAGUGAAAACCCUCAUAUUUAUGUGAUUUAGGUUUAGGUAGGUACCCAAAUCAAUAUUUUUGAAGUGAAAUCCCCUUGGAAAUCUCAGAAUUUGAAUAGUCAGGAAGAAAAUCUUGGCAAGAUUAAAUAAUUAAUUUUGUACUUUCAUACUAGUAUAUUGUUCAUUAAUUAAUUCUUGAUUGAUGACUAUAUACAAUUUUUACAUUUUCCAUAUGAGACCAUAUAAUGUGCGUCACUCUGUACAUUUAUUAUAUAUUAUGUCAAUAUAGGUAACUUUUUUUGAAAAACUAAUUUUGUAUCACUACUCAUUUACCAAAUAAAAUUAUUUUUCUACUCUG